CAGAGCGCGUGCGCUGACGCGUCUGGCAAACGGUCAGUGCCGACAACAGUCGCGCAGGAAACUCCGCCCUGUUGACAACACACGCGCCGCUCUCACAGCGCAAUGGUCUCCUGGAUUAUUUCUAGGCUUGUGGUGCUCAUAUUUGGUACCCUUUACCCCGCAUACUCCUCAUAUAAAGCUGUUAAAUCGAAAGAUGUGAGAGAAUAUGUGAAAUGGAUGAUGUACUGGAUAAUAUUUGCACUUUUUACUACAGCUGAAGUGAUUACUGAUAUAUUUUUAUGCUGGCUCCCUUUCUACUAUGAGCUCAAAAUCACCUUUGUGGUGUGGUUACUUUCCCCAUAUACAAAGGGAUCCAGUGUGCUGUAUAGGAAAUUUGUGCACCCGACACUGUCCUCUAAGGAGAAGGAUAUCGAUGAGUAUCUUUGCCAAGCAAAAGAUAAAAGCUAUGACACUUUGAUGCAUUUCGGGAAGAAAGGCUUGAAUGUGGCGGCAACAGCUGCAGUAAUGGCUGCCUCCAAGGGCCAGGGUGUUCUCUCCGAGGGGCUUCGGAGUUUCAGCAUGCAGGACCUGUCGUCUCUCCAGGCAGAGGGCCAGACAAAAACCCAGAGUUCUUUAACUACUCAACCUGCAGCUGUGCAGAACAGAACACGCACCACAAUGCGCAGCAAAUCAGAGACUGUAUACAGCAAGGGCCAUGAUUUUGACAUGACCGAUUAUGAGGUCUUGAACUUGGAACAAUGCACCUCUAAGGAGCCUCCUUGUCCUCUGACAUCCACACCUACUCCCACUCCAUCUGAGCCCCUCACGACUCCAGCACAUGCCAACAAUACUCCGGUGCUUUCACCCCCUGAGUUCUGCCAGGAUAAACCUGCACUCCAUCCUUCUUCUCCACCUGUAGCCAAGGAGGAGCCUCAGGAUAGGGGGAAGGAGGGAUUUGCCACUUGUGGCUCACCCCAGCUCAGAUUUAAGAGGCGUGCCCCAGAGCCUCCUCCUAGAACCCUACGACCUGUGACCAACUCCAGAUCAAGGAAUGCCCUCACUUCAUACACUGAAGCCAUGUGACUAUACAUAUGCUCCGAGAGUGCUUUAGCUCUCUUUCCUGCAACAUGAGUGGACGCAAAAAGAGACGGCAGAGAAAAAAAGAGGAAUGCAGCCAAAAUGUUAAAAUAUACAAAAGCAGCCUUGCUCUUUAAUGAGGUAACUAAAGCGAUGUGCAAACCUUUCGCUUCAGAUCUUUGACACCCAAGGGGGAGGGGCAUCCACUGAGGUAACACAUACUAUAUGUGUACAUACUGCUGCACUGAGACUUGUCGGGGGUUAUCGAACUUGUUUUGUACAUAUUUAUUGUGUGUCUGAGUGUAGAUUUUGGUAUGAUUUUGGGAGAAAUAAAUGCAUGCAUGUCAUUUUGGUUUUGUGUUUUGAGACCCCUCAUACCAUAACCCCCCACCAACCAUACAUCUUAGUAGAAAUGUCUACAUCUAGAGAAGCAAAAUUAAAAUAUAUUAAGCUUUGUUUUCAGAGAAUAUAUCUUGACCCCAUUGGCAAAUUUGGAUGUUUUUUCAUACUUUUUCUCCCCAAUUUUGGAAUGCCCAACUCCCAAUGCACUCUAAGUCCUUGUGGUGGUGUAGUGACUCGCCUCAGUCCAGGUGGCGGAGGACGAGUUGCCGUGCAUCUUAUCACAUGGCUUGUUGAGCGUGUUACAGCAGAGACAUAGCGCAUGUGGAGGCUUCACGCUAUUCUCCACGCCAUACAAGCACAACUCACCACAAACCACACUAAGAGCGAGUACCACAUUAUAGUUACCACAAGAAGGUUGCCCCAUGUGAGUCUACCCUCCCUAGCAACCAGGCCAAUUUUGUUGCUUAGGAGACUUGGCAGGAGUCAUUCAGCAUGCCCUGGAUUUGAACUCGUGACUCCAGGGGUGAUAGUCAAUGUCAGUACUCACUGAGCUACCCAGGCCCCCUAUUUCUUCUUGUUCUUAAGCAUAAACCUCACUAAAUUGUGUUAGAUUUAUGCUUACAACAAUAAAAAAAACUACUUACCAACAGGGUAAAAAAAAAAAAAAACAAGUUCUGAAAAAAAUUCUGAAAACAAGUCUUAAAGGAAUAGUCCACCCAAAUUCUCACCCUCAUGCCAUCCCAGAUGUGUAUGACAUUCUUUCUUCUGCAGAACACAAAUAAAGAUUUAAAAAAAAAAAAGAUCUCAGCUCUGCAGGUCCAUAUAAAGCAAGUGAAUGGUGACCAGAACUUCGAAGCUCCAAAACGCACAUACAGGCAGCAUAAAAGUAAUCCAUACAACUCCAGUGGUUAAAUCCAUGUCUAUUAAAAUGAUGUAAUAGUUGUAGUUGAGAAACAGAUCAAUAUUUUAUAUCUUUUAUAAUAAAUCUCCACUUUCACUUUCCUCUUCUUUUGUUUUAUUGGCGAUUCACAUUCUUCGUGCAUAUCGCAACCUACUUGUCGGGGCUGGUCAAAGUAGUAGAUUUAUUGUAAAAAUGUACUUAAAUAUUGAUCUGUUUUUCACUCACUCCUAUCAUAUUGCUUUUGAAGACAUGGAUUUAAUAACUGCAGUAUGGAUUAAUUUGAUGCUGCCUUUAUGUGCUUUUUUGGAGUGUCAAAGUUUUGGUCACCAUUCACUUGCAUUGUAUGGAGCUACAGAGCUGAAAUAUUUGUGUUCUGCAGAAGAAAGAAAUUCAUACACAUCUGGGAUGGCAUGAUGGUGAUUAUAUUAAUUUUGGGGUGAACUAUUCCUUUAAUAUCUUGCAAUUUUGCUUCUCAAGUAAAUGUAUCUUCAUUAUUAUUAUUCAAGGAUGUUUUGAUAUUUUUACUUAAAAACUAGACAAAAUGAUUGAUUAAGGAAAUUAUUUUCUAGUUUAUGAACAUACAGGAAUGUAUCUUUUUCUUUAGGGAGCUGAUUACAACUACAGUACUAAGUAGCAAUGAGUGUUUCUGAGACCGUCUUUCUUAAAAUAGUCGUUCUAAAUGAACAUUUACUGCACUGAUAAGGUUGGUGUGUUUGAUUGCAAACAUAACAUUUAUUUAGUGAUUUUUGUAUCAACAAAGGUUUUUCUGCUGAGUGUGACCUUUGAAUACAAGCUUCUAGUUCAAUAAUAAUAAUAAAAAAGUAUUGAUGGAAAUACCAUUUAUGACGUUGUGCACCUAAAAUGAUUUAUUAUGUAAAAUGGAUGGACAAUGUGUAAUGAACUAACAGUAAAUCAACCACAAAAUGUACAAUAGUAAUUGUGCUGUUAGAUUUAGAUAAAGCUGCUCAACAAACAUUUCUUAAAGGCAAAGUUAACCCAAAAAUGAAAAUUCAGUCAACAUUAUUUACCCUUAUGUCACUCCAAACCUGUAUGGUUUCUGUCUUCUGUGGUACAUGACAAUUGAAUUUUUAAAGAAUGUACUGGUCUCAGUUUAAUUUCUAUAGUAGUUGUCUUUUAAAACCUGUUCAGUUACUUGAUGUUGCAUGCACUCACAUGAAAUGUUGACAAUCUGAAUGUGUCCCAUAUCUUUGAGCAUCUUCAGUAUUACUGUUAAAGCACCAAAUCAGAGUUGAGUAGGCAUUAGUGCUGCUGUGCCGCCCGCCUCUGUGACAUUCAUGCUACAGAGAAACACAAACAUAGAGAGAGUUCUUCACUCACUGUAGAGUAGCUCUAGUAGCAUUCAAACAUCCAGUUAUAUGGGGGAAUCAAAUAACUUCCUGUUUGAUCCUAGAAAGGUCAAAUCACUGUGAGAUAACUGUAUCACAGCUUAGUGUUGUAUCAUUUCUAAUCACAGUUGUGUGUAUCACAGUAACUUGGAGCUGUAGAUUCCUUGUAUGUCAUGGAGAGGGCAGCAGAGUAUCAACUGAUUUAAAGGCAUGUUUCAAGAUCCACAUUUGGAUCCUGGAACACUUGAUAUUCUAUAUUUAGUUUGAGAGUGUGACAAAGUGUUUUAGACUGUGAGAAUGUAAAUCCAGAUCUCACAAACAUGCCUUGUAGAAUCAAAGGUGUGAAAUCUUGUAACUCUUCUUAUGAAAUAUUUCUUUAGAGUAGUUAUAUCAAACUUCAUAGACACAGUGUCUGCCUCAGGAAUACUUUUUGCCAUUAUAUUACAAUUAUGUUUUUGGAAUAGUGCUCAGAAAUUGUGGAUGAAUUUAGCGAGGCAAUGUCUGGAUUUUAUUUCACUCUUAAAUCAAAAGAAAAUUGUAUUUGGCAAUAAAUGAAAUGAAAAUAGUUUUUUUAAGAUUUUCUUUUUUUCCUGUUUGCAUUAAAACAAUUUUUUUUUUCUUCUUUGUAGCAUUAUGGUAAUGAUAAUGUUGGUGGUAUGUAAAGAGAUAGUUCACCCCAAAAAUGAAAAUUCUCUCAUCAUUUACUCACCCUCUUGCCAUCCCAGAUGUGUAUGACUUUCUUUCAUCUGCUGAACACAAAUGUAGAUUUUAGAAGAAUAUUGCAGCUCUGUAGGUCCUUACAAUGCAAGUGAAUGGUGUCCAGAACUUUGAAACACCAAAAUGCACAUAAAGGCAGCAUAAACGUAAUCCACAUGACUCCAGUGGUUUAAUCCAUGUCUUCAGAAGUAAUAUGAUAGGUGUGGGUCCUAUUUUAUUUUAUUUACUAUAAAUUUACACUUUCACAUUCAUCUUUUUUUUUUUUUUUGGUCGAUUUUUAUUCUCGGCACGAGAGUAAACGAGAUAAUGUUUCAUUUUUGGAUGAGCUAUCCCUUUAAUUAUGAAAAUAAUGUCAUGACACAAAUAAAUCUUAAAAUGGUCUUAAAUUUAUAAUAAUUUUAUCCCUUUUGAUUUUGAGGUCAUGUGUGACUAUUGUGCUCAAAGGACGGAUGGCAUCUGGUUUCCUGGCUUCAUAUUUUUCAAUCUUGCCAGAGAGAUAAAAAUGCAGCAGUUUCUUUCUGUGACAUUGGUAUGAUUUUAAAGUGCUCUGUAUGGAACCAUCUUUGGCUUUGUACACCAUAUAAAAAUGUUGACCAUUGCCGAAUUGUUUCUUUGAAUAAUCAAGUCGUUAAAGGCACAACCUUUGACAUUUCUAACCAUGGAAAGUCCAAUUGAGUUGUUGAAUACAUUUCUGUCAUUCAGUGGGAAAAUAUAUGAAAUACAAAUAUGAACUUACCCAAUUUAAUAUCUACCAAAUUGUGCAAAAGAUUCAUAUGAAUCUUAUGAAAUUUGGACUAUGGAUCUAUGUUGGAAAUGUUAAACUAUGAUAGAGAAACAUUUUUAAAUGUAUGCUUAAUCAUGCCAGAGGAUGAUAUGAUUAAAUUCAUGGACUUAAGAAAAGGCUGUGCCUUUAAAGUCUAUAACAGUCCUGGGUUUCUGUUAAAAACAUUUAAAAAAAGAAAUGACUUAUUUUUGCCUGAAAUGAUUGUUUGCAUUAGGUUGUUCAGACCACGUUUUAAUGUAGCUAAAAAAAGACUUGAGAAAAGGGUGUCAAGAUGUUUUCUUAAAAUAUAACAGCUUGCAGUAUCUCCUUAGUAAAGUAUUUCCAUAUUUCACCGCUGUCAUGUCUGGCAGGCCAGAAUAUAUCUCAUUGUUCAAGGUCCUUUAUGGAGAGUGAAAAAGACAGAAGUUGAUGUAAAACAGUGAAAUGAUCUCUGUUGAAAAACCUCCAAAUGUAUUGCGUUCAGCUAUUAAAAGGUGA
Molecule: messenger RNA, 5623 nt
Organism: Xyrauchen texanus (razorback sucker)
Lineage: Eukaryota; Metazoa; Chordata; Actinopteri; Cypriniformes; Catostomidae
Product: receptor expression-enhancing protein 1-like
Exons: 8
Coding region: 103-1062 (319 amino acids)
Biological process (GO): endoplasmic reticulum tubular network organization
Cellular component (GO): endoplasmic reticulum tubular network; cytoplasmic microtubule; endoplasmic reticulum membrane
Molecular function (GO): microtubule binding
Source: RefSeq, a predicted model, not a curated record